Candidula unifasciata is the source of this 1089-nucleotide messenger RNA. NCBI's taxonomy places the organism in Eukaryota, Metazoa, Mollusca, Gastropoda, Stylommatophora, Geomitridae. The record is from the annotation of a GenBank genome assembly.
AUGCUCAGACCCCAAGAAAUUGAGCAGAUGUACGACAGCAACGUCAGCUUCGAGGAUAUGCUAGCGCUUCUCAAUGCCACAGACCAUUACGACGCCUGGAAAAGUGAGUGGUCAGUCCUUGUGCAAGAUCAGUGGCAAACGAUGGUCAUUAUAAUCUACUCUUUCGUCAUCAUAUUCGGCUUUUUCGCUAACCUGCUCAUCGUGGUGGUCAUUAUCCGCUACAAACAGCUCCACACCGUCACCAACAUCUUCAUCUGCUACUUGGCGUUAGCCGAAGUGGCGCUGUGUAUCAGCGAUAACUGGAUGUUUGGCAGGAUCCUGUGUUACGUGGCCAUGCCAACUUUUGGGGUGCCUCUGUUCUCCUCCUCCCUGGCUAUCCUCAUGAUCGCCGUGGAUCGCUACAUGCUGAUUGUGUACCCUUUCAAGACACGGAUAUCCAACAGGCAGGCCAUUCUAGCAGUUGCCUUGAUCAUUGUCUUCACCAUGGCUUUAUCCACGCCGCUGAUUGUUUUCGUCGAUUAUGUGGAAUUUUACCAUCCUCUCAUGAAGGAACAAAAGACAUACUGCUCCGAGUCUUGGCCAUCCUUCCUGGACAAACAGAUCUACUCCGUGUCAACCUUCCUCCUACAGUUUGUGCUCCCUCUCUGCCUGACAUCCUAUUUCUACAAGCACAUCUGCCAAGUGCUUAACAACCGACCCGUCAAGAAACAUGACACUAGGAGGAACCAACGGACCAACAGAAUCCUUAUUGCCGUGGUGCUGACGUUCACCGUCUGCUGGCUACCUUGGAAUCUCUUUGCCCUGACUGCCGAGUUCAGCCACCAGCUUGUCAAGGGUCGUUACUUCACUCUUGUCGAUCUCAUGCUCAAGGUGGUUGCCAUGAGCCCAGCAUGUAUCAACCCGUUUCUGUAUGGCUGGCUAAACGACAAUUUUAAAAAAGAACUGGGAAAACUGUUCGGGUAUCGCCUUUGUUGGCGGCGGGCUACUAGGCGAGGAGGAAUGUCGUAUUCUAGGACAACAGACGUUAACGGUACAACAGCCAAAUCGGAAAUGUUCCAGAACAGCAAACCAGACAUGACUGUUGUAUGA